This is a messenger RNA of Sesamum indicum (sesame), 1529 nucleotides long. NCBI's taxonomy places the organism in Eukaryota, Viridiplantae, Streptophyta, Magnoliopsida, Lamiales, Pedaliaceae. The record is from RefSeq and is a predicted model, not a curated record.
UGCAUUUCCGCUUGAUUUUCUGAUGCUCACAGAAAGAUGAUGAGCCCAUUAAUAUUCUACUAGCAGUUUAGCUAAACUGCUGCUGCCAAAGGCUCAAAGAUUAUGUGACCAAUCAAAGCAAAUGAUGCUAACUCCACCACUUUUUCUUAUAUAUAGCAGAAGCAGUGUUCACGCACCACCGCUCCUCAAUCAUCCAUCUUACAAUUAUAAUGCACUCAAGGAUAACUACUUCUAACAUAACUCCAACUGCUUUUUGUUCCUUUGAUCAUCCUUGCUUCACUAUACCACAAGUUGCAUCUGCAUUUUACAUUGUCACUAUGGAAGAAAUCCAAGAGCCACAUUUCAGAUCAAUAGCUGUUGAAGAAGCUCAAGAACAACCUAUGUCUUCUAAUACUGCAAAUACAAUCCCUGAAUACACCAUCCCUCAACCCAAGAAUAAGACACGGUGGGCUUGGAUGUUCAUGUGUAUGCUAUUUGUCCUCCUUGGACAGUCCAGUGCCACUCUUCUUGGAAGAUUGUACUAUAAUGAAGGUGGAAACGCAGUAUUGCUGGCAGCACUUUUGGAAACCAUUGGAUUCCCAAUUCUCAUUCCCUUUGCCCUGUAUUUCUCCGCACAAGACCCCUCCAGGGAUGAUGCAGCAGUAAAUGAUCAGCCUUCUAAUCUGAUCAGAUCAGCAGUUUAUAUCUUUCUUGGCCUGUUUCAAGCAGCAACUGGCGUGUUGUAUUCAGUUGGACUUCAAAAUCUUCCCGUCUCGACUUUUUCCUUGAUUAGCACCACUCAGUUGGGAUUCAACGCACUAUUCUCUUUCUUCUUCAAUGCCCAAAAGCUUACACCUCUUAUACUCAAUUCUGUAGUUCUUCUGACUAUCUCCUCAACACUCCUUAUAUUUCACAGUGACUCUGAACAACCUGCUGGAAAGUCAAAUAGGGGACAUUUUGCAGUGGGAUUUUCAUGCUCUCUCGUUGCAUCGGCUUUGUAUUCGUUAAUGCUGUCAAUGACGCAGCUAGCCUUUCAAAAGGUACUAAAAAGGGAAACCUUUUCUACUGUGUUGAAUAUGAUAAUAUACCAGUCGCUGGCGGCAACUUGUGUUGUUAUAGUGCCACUCUUUAUCAGUGGAGAAUGGUCUGUUUUGAGGAAUGAGAUGGAGAAUUUUGAACUCGGAAAGGUCUCGUAUGUUAUAGUUUUGGCUAUGAUUGCAGUGGCUUGGCAAGUGUGUUCCAUUGGAGCAAUAGGCCUAAUCUUUGAGGUCUCUUCUUUGUUCACCAAUGUUAUCAGUACUGUUGGUUUGCCUAUUGUUCCUAUUCUGGCAGCCAUCUUUUUCCAUGAAAAGAUGGAUGGAAUCAAGGUGAUUUCCGUAGUGUUGGCUGUUUGGGGCUUUGCUUCUUAUGUUUAUCAGCAUUAUCUCAAUGACAGCAGCUAGAGUAGAAACGCAGGCAAAAAUCUCAAAGUUGUAGAAGAAUCAUCAAUAGCAACAAACUUCAUCAGUCAGGAAUCUCAAUACAAUUAAUCCUGUUUCCUCGUUUUUAAC